This is a messenger RNA of Acanthopagrus latus (yellowfin seabream), 2470 nucleotides long. RefSeq names its product sec1 family domain containing 2 (gene scfd2). Gene Ontology annotation, biological process: vesicle-mediated transport; intracellular protein transport. Bases 1 to 2076 code for a protein of 691 amino acids. NCBI's taxonomy places the organism in Eukaryota, Metazoa, Chordata, Actinopteri, Spariformes, Sparidae. The transcript has 9 exons. The record is from RefSeq and is a predicted model, not a curated record.
AUGCUGACGACGGAGGACUUCACGCGCUUCCCGCAGCAGAUGUGGGAGAAGGUGCUGUCGAAGGUAAAGAAAGCCGUUGUUUUCAUGGAUGACAAGUGCGCAGAAGCUCUACAUUGGAGUGGAGGUGCUGCUGUCUUGUUGGAGGCUGGAGCCAGAAAUUUAAAGGAGUUUUCGAGCUUCGAAGCCUGCGGUGCGAAUGAACCGAAAGCCGUGUUUGUUGUGAGCACUUUGUUGAAGGGCACGACGGUCGACAUCAUUAAAGACAUCAUAUCUCUCAGUCACUUCCAGUAUUGUGUCGUCAUCACCACCGUUGCUCACUCCGUGCACCUGCUUGCCAACAAUGUCACGACAGAAAUGGAAGGGAACCCCGUGUUCGAGCAGUUUGAAGAAAAGCUGUGCGAGUGGAUGGGGAACAUGAACUACACAGCAGAAGUCAUGCACGUCCCAGUGGUCUUCGCCCCUGUGUCACAGCAGCUGAUCCUCACGCCCAUGUUUGCACACCUCUUCCCCCUGCUCUCACCUGACCUGGAGUCAAUAAAUGCAAAACGACCCGAGAAGAAGAGGUUCGGAAGCCUGGUUGACAUAGACAUGCAGUCUCUCCCUGUUGAACUGCAGCUUGAAAUCAAAUCUUUAGCUUCAGCGUUAAAUUCAGUGUUUGAAGCGACAGGCACCAGGGAAGAGAGUUUUGCUGUGGGUCCCAUGAGCCGCAUCAUAGCAGGAGAGCUGGCCAAUCAUCCUCAAGCCAAAAACAGAAGGAAGACAGCCCCCAAUAAAGCAUCAAUCAUUUUUGUAGACCGAACAAUGGACCUAACAGGAGCUGUUGGUCACCAUGGUGACAACCUGGUGGAGAAGAUCCUGACAGUGCUGGAACCCUUACCUGGUCAUGUGACAGAUGUACAGGUGGACAUGCUGGAGCUCACAAGUCUGCAGCGAACCCCUCACUCCCAGACCACCCUUGCACCAGGCUGUCUUGCACAGACCCGGUCACCUGCAGCACAGUCACUAUGGGAGGCCAUGCUGACCAAUAAACAUAAAGAGGCAGUGAUGGAGGUCCGUCGGCAACUAGUGGAAACAGCCAGCAAGGAGAAGCUGCCAAUCAAGAUGAGCAUGGGCCGUGUGACCCCCGAGCAGCUGUGCUCCUACAUGCAGCUGUUCCGGAGCAAUUGGGGGGCGCUAGAGAGUCACUGCGGGGUGCUCCAGCUGGGCUUGGCCACGGCCCAGACGCUCCGCCACCCCGGCCUGCCCCGCUGGGACGCCUGCCUGGCCUUCGAGAGGCUGCUGCUGCAGGCCCUCGGAGACUCUGAGUUCCCUGCUGUGCUGCGGCAGCUGCUGCCCUUGAUGAAGCCCCGUGGAGGCGAGGACAGCACCGCCUCGGGGUCAAGGUCCAGGGAGGAUGAAUGCGGGGCCGACGAGCUGAUCCUUCUGCUGGUCUACCUGUACUCCCUAGCCGACGAGGCGCAGCCCGCAGACCAGGAUACCGAGGAGGAGGAGCUGGACAAGGUGGAGAGGGAGCUGAUAGGAGUGCUCACCCUGGUCAUCACCCGAGAGCCAGAACUCAGCCCUUUGCUCCAGAAACUCACCGGUUGUGCAAACCCAGAGGAGCUGACCACAGAGCGAGCCCACUCUGCCGUGGAGGAGAUGUUCGACACCCUCCGAGGUUUGAGUCACACCAGAGACCACCUGAAGCAGCUGCGCUCCGUCUACACCGCCAGUGACGGAGUUCACCAGGCGACCUAUCGUCCGUUCCUGCGGCAGAUCCUGGAGGAGGUCUUCCACCCUGACAGACUUGAAUGCCCCGACAUCGAGCACAUGUCCGGAGGCCUCACAGACCUGCUCAAAACCGGCUUCAGCAUGUUCAUGAAGGUGAGUCGCCCGCGCCCCAGUGACAACCCUGUGCUCUUCCUCUUCCUGGUGGGUGGAGUCACGCCAUCAGAGCUGCGUCUCAUCAAAGAGAUUGUCGCCGCACACAAACCGGGGACACAGGUGCUGGUCUUGUCCACCAGAUUACUGCGGCCGACGGAUAUCCCCGAGCUGCUCUUCACCACGCAACGGCUGCUCCCUGAUAUCGGUAUCUGAAGACAGCGUUGCGUGGAAACGCAUGCAUGCACACGUGUAAGGGCACGUGUGCAGCGUCUCGACGCCUCUUCAAGUGAGAGUGGAGCUCGGGUGUUGAGAUCGGAAGCCGCGAGUGGUUAUCGAGGAGGCGAGGAGCAAAGCAACAUUCCCAUCAUGUUAAUGUCGGCGUGUUCUGUCAGAUUUAAUUCAGCUGUUUAAUAAUUGUGUAAAAGCAGCUUUUGGCUUUAUUUUUCUUGGAGACAGUAAAGUAAAAAUGUACAUUUUGUGUGUAUGACUGACAGUAUCUCUGUUCCUCCUCUGAACUCAAAUCUGUCAAAAGCCACAAACGGUUUACUUCCAGCACGUCUUCAUUUUAAAUGUCAAUACAAUAAAAUCGACAACUUUUCAAACAGAA